CUACCUACCAAUCUCACAUUGAUCAUUUGUACUUCUCAUUUUCAUUCUACGUUUUUCAAACUUGCCAAAUGUCUCAUCUUGAUCAUGUUGAAAGCCGCGUUCCGGAUUUCGAGGAAUUAGUAAUGUCAGGCAAAUGGAAAGCUAUUAUUAAUCUUUACAAAAGUGAUAAAAAUUAUCAAACAUUAAAAGUCAAGAAAAGAGGAACAGCAUUACAUGUAGCAGUAAGCAAUGGCGAUUUAGAGGGUGUGAAAUUACUUGUAAAUGUAUUACUAAGUAUGUGGAAAGAUGAUGACAAAAAGCAUCCAUUAAGAAUGCUGAAUGAAAGAGGUUCAACACCUCUUCAUAUUGCAGCAUAUAGAGGAUUCUUAAGGAUGUGUCAAUAUAUAAUUGGAGAAAAUGGUGAAAGGAAGGAUUUGAUUACAAUAAAUAAUGAUGAUGGAGAAACACCACUUUUUUGGGCUGUGGAAGGAAACAGUAAAAAAACUUUUGUUUACCUACAUAAUUUUUUCCCACAUGAGGUAAAUCUUGUUAUGGAUUACAAAGGUACUACCAUCCUCCAUGUUGCCAUUCAAAGGGAAAUGUUCGAUUUGGCAAAUAUAAUAAUGCAUUGCUAUGCUAGUUCUAAAAUUAACUCUAAGAUGAACGAAAAUGGUGUCACUCCUCUUGGAGAACUUGCAACUAGGACAUCAGCCUUCGAGUGUGGAAAUCACCUAUCAUGGUGGGAGAAAAUUUUGUACAAAUGUUUUCCUUUAAAACUCCAGGAUGCAAAAACUGAAUUUGAAUCGCUUCGGGAAAGCGUAAAGAAAGGCCCUUAUUUAUUGAAGACUCGCUGCCACAACAGAUGCUGCACAUGUUGCACAUGUAUCUUAGUCGGUCCUACAGCAGAGUUAGAUGCAGCUCAAAGUGGUGAUAUAUCAAUACAAUUAAGUGAUGUUGAAGAAAUACAAACGGAAGACAAAGUAGAAUCUAUUUUUGAUCAAUUGUUCAAAUGGCCUGUCGUGUCACUAUUGAACUUAGACAAAAUAAAGAUUACAAAGAGGAAGUGCUUAUAUGCUAAUCGGCUCUUGGAUGAACUUAUGGUAAAUUUUAACGAAUCAUAUUGGGGUGGUGGGGAUGAACCACCAGAUGACGAAGAACGUGAUGAGGAAGAAGCAAAAGAUGUGAUGAAGAUCGGAGCAAAAUACCACGAGGGCGCACUGAAAAAAGAGUAUUUACAAUUACAAAAUACCACAGAGGAAAGUACCAGCACAAAGGAAAGUAAUGACACAAUAUGUUUGAUUGCAGCAAGAAAUGACGUAGUGGUAAUAAUGCAAGAGCUUAUAUCUAAACUACCAAUUACAAGUAACAAGAAAAGGGUAUUACUUGAAGCAAUGAUGGAUAUUGAAACAAAAUUAUUAGAAGAGAAAAAUGUCAAAAAAAACUCAACAUAUUUGGUUGCAGCAAAACAUGGAAUAGUGGAAAUUACGAGGAGACUUGAAGAAAAUAUUAUAGGUGUCAUCCAUGAUAGAAACUCUAACGAUGAAAAUGUUUUGCUUUUAGCAGUGAAGUAUAGGCAACCACAAAUUGUUGAGGAGUUGCAUAGUAAGAGUUCAUUCAAAGACAAGAGUAUCUUUACAAGCCUAUGUCAACAAGUGGAUAACAAUGGAAAUACCAUGUUACAUUUGGCAGCAUAUACAUCACUCAACAAAGAAACUACUUGGACGAUAUCUGGUCCUGCCAUGCAAAUGAUGUGUGAUGUCAAGUGGUAUAAGUACAUCCAAAGAACAGUACCACGCCAUUUCAAACAUAGAACCAACAAAGACGAGAAAACCCCAGGUGAAAUCUUUAAGGAGGAACACGAAGAACUUCUACAAAAAAGCACUGACUGGUUAAAAGAUACAGCAGAGUCAUGCUCAGUUGUAGCAGCACUGAUUGCAGGUCUCUCCUUUGCAACAUCAGGCAGUGUCCCUGGAGGCAAUAACGACUCAGGAAAACCAACAUUAGAAGGACAACCUGCAUUUGAAGGAUUCGCUGUAUCUUCGUUAAUCGGACUUUACUCCUCCGGCAUUGCACUCAUCAUGUUCCUUUCUAUACUAACUUCUCGAAAACAAAUCGAAGACUUUGGUAUAAACUUGCCAGCCAAGCUUCUUGCAGGCUUAACUUCUCUCUUCAUAUCCAUUGUUGCCAUGUUUAUUUCUUUCUGUUCUGGACAUUUCUUUGUUCUAACAGAUAAAUAUGCUAAACAUGAUAUCCUGUUCUAUUUAUUUAUUGCCUUUAGCAUUCCUGUCAUAUUCUAUGGAGCUAUGCAACUUCCGUUAUAUAUUGAUCUUCUUAAUAUUAUUUGGAAGAAGUCGCCACCACCAAGUAUUAAGGGUGUUCAUUUGUAAGGGGUGUUUGUUUUAUUGUAUUGCUUUGUGGAUUGACACACAUGAUAACUUUUUUUUUUACUAUGGUUUGUAUUUGAAUAACGUCUCGUGUGUGUUGAAUAUGUUUGGAGUACUACUGAUAUAAAUGUAUUGUGUGAUUAAGUGUUUGUAUAAUAUUAUAAUGUGUGAUGAAAGAUUAUAUGAAUUUUCAAUUGGUUCAACCUA
Trifolium pratense (red clover) is the source of this 2570-nucleotide messenger RNA. RefSeq lists its product as uncharacterized. The transcript is spliced from 9 exons. The record is from RefSeq and is a predicted model, not a curated record. Lineage: Eukaryota; Viridiplantae; Streptophyta; Magnoliopsida; Fabales; Fabaceae. The coding region runs from base 69 to 2366 and encodes 765 amino acids. Gene Ontology annotation, molecular function: protein binding.